AUAGCACAACGUAUUUUGGUAGCUGUGGGUUUCCGUAGAAAGACACGGAAGUGGUGUUUUCCAGCGUGACUUUCACCGGCGGUGUCCUGUUUGUUGUGUGAAGAGGAUCCAGAUCAAAGUCUUGCCAAAAUGAGACUAUUAAAAACAGGACUGAGGUUAACAAAAGCCCACCUUUUGUCCACAGGAAGCGUCACUCUUAAACAGGUGCUCCUCAACAGCUGUCGGACAUGCUCCUCUGGUGUUUUUCCAAACAAAAUGAUUCGGAAUAUCGGAAUAUCAGCACACAUCGACUCAGGGAAGACCACACUGACCGAGCGCAUUCUCUUUUAUACAGGCAGAAUAGCAGAGAUUCAUGAGGUGAAAGGGAAGGAUGGUAUUGGAGCCACUAUGGAUUCUAUGGAGCUGGAGAGACAGAGAGGCAUCACCAUUCAGUCAGCUGCAACCUACACUAUGUGGAACGAUCACAACAUCAACAUCAUUGACACGCCAGGUCACGUGGACUUUACCAUCGAGGUGGAGAGAGCGCUACGUGUUCUAGACGGAGCAGUUCUGGUUCUGUGUGCUGUGGGUGGAGUCCAGUGCCAGACCAUGACAGUUAACAGGCAGAUGAAGCGUUACAAUGUUCCCUUCAUCACCUUCAUCAACAAGCUCGACCGCAUGGGUGCCAAUCCCAGUCGAGCUCUUCAGCAGCUCAGAACUAAACUGAAUCACAAUGCGGCCUUUGUCAACAUCCCUAUUGGUCUAGAGGCGAAUAUGAAAGGCAUCAUUGACCUUGUGGAGCAGCGAAGCAUGUAUUUUGAAGGACCCUUUGGUCAGAUUGUUCGCUAUGAAGAUAUCCCAGUAGAAUUUCGUGCAGAGGCCGCAGAGCAGAGGCAGGAAUUGGUUGAGUGUGUGGCUAAUGCUGAUGAAACCUUCGGAGAAAUGUUCUUGGAAGAAAAGAUUCCAACUAAUGAUGACCUAAAGUCAGCAAUUCGUAGAGCCACAGUGCGGCGUGUUUUCACCCCCGUGCUGGUGGGCACGGCGCUGAAGAACAAAGGCGUCCAGCCUUUACUGGACGCAGUGCUGGAGUACCUCCCCAACCCCACAGAAGUAAAAAACUACGCCAUCCUCAAUGAAGAAGACGAUAAAACUUCAAAGAUUGAAAUGGAUCCUACGAGAGAUUCAUCAAACCCUUUUGUUGGUUUGGCCUUCAAGCUGGAGGCAGGGAAGUUUGGUCAGCUAACAUAUGUGCGCGUGUACCAGGGCUAUGUGAAGAAGAGCGAGUACAUCUACAACACACGUACAUCCAAGAAAGUCCGAGUGCAAAGACUCGUACGUCUGCAUGCUGACCAGAUAGAGGAUGUGAAUGAAGUUUAUGCAGGAGAUAUUUGUGCUCUGUUUGGGGUCGACUGUGCGAGUGGAGACACUUUUACAUGCAGAACCAAGGCUAAUCUCUCCAUGGAAUCUAUUCAUAUCCCAGACUCUGUCAUAUCCAUGUCAAUGAAGCCAGUGAACAAGAAUGACUUAGACAAAUUCUCUAAAGGCAUCGGCCGUUUCAUCAGAGAAGAUCCAACGUUUCAAGUAAAUUUUGACACAGAAAGCAAAGAAACCAUUGUCUCAGGCAUGGGGGAGCUACACCUGGAAAUCUACUCCCAGCGGUUGGAGCGGGAAUAUGGAUGUCCCUGUGUGAUGGGAAAACCCAAAGUGGCUUUCAGAGAAACAGUAACCGACCCUGUACCGUUUGAUUACACACAUAAGAAGCAGAGUGGCGGCGCUGGGCAGUAUGGAAAAGUUAUCGGUGUCCUCGAGCCAUUGGAGCCAGAGAACUACACAAAGGUGGAAUUUGUGGACCAAACAGUUGGAACCAAUGUCCCAAAGCAGUUUGUGCCGGCGAUUGAAAAGGGGUUCAGGGACACCUGUGAGAAAGGCCCUCUGAGUGGACACAAAAUCUCAGGAGUCAGGUUCCUCUUGGAAGAUGGAGCGAAUCACAUGGUCGAUUCCAAUGAGAUCUCCUUCAUCCGUGCAGGAGAGGGCGCUCUAAGGCAAGCUAUGGAAAAUGCAAACGUUGUCAUCCUGGAGCCGGUCAUGUCUGUGGAAGUUGUGGCACCUCAGGAGUUUCAGGGAGCAGUUAUCGCUGGAAUUAAUAGGCGCCAUGGUGUUAUUACAGGACAGGAUGGGGCUGAAGAAUACUUUACCCUUUAUGCUAAUGUUCCUCUGAAUGACAUGUUUGGCUAUGCUACAGAGCUCCGCUCCUGCACUGAAGGCAAAGGGGAGUACACCAUGGAAUACAGCAAGUAUCAGCCCUGCCUGCCAUCUGUGCAAGAGGAACUCAUCCACAAAUAUUUAGAGGCCACAGGUCAGCUGCCUGUGAAGAAGAGCAAGUUUAAGGGCUGAAAAACAGUCCAUCCACCCUGCUGUUACUGGACUUUAUCAACCCUCCUUCAGGUCUUCAAUCAUGGGUUCACAUUUAAUUUGGACAGUCAAACAUUCUGACACAGCAGAUACUUUUCUAUUGUAGUUCAGCCUCAUUGUCUUAUUGUUGUGAUCCUUUUUGUUCUGACUUUAAUCCCAUCAGAACACAAUCCUGUGUUACCAGUGUUUUAGAUUAUGGGGGGUUACUGUGAGUUCUUUAGACAGUCUCUGAGUUAAACUGGUUUUGCAGCGGCUUUUGUACUGUGUACAGAAAUGGUGUAAUGACAGUUGCAGCUAAAUGUAUAUGUUUUAUUCGUGAGAGUG
This is a messenger RNA of Thalassophryne amazonica, 2715 nucleotides long. It is a transcript of the gene gfm1, whose product is annotated as G elongation factor, mitochondrial 1. The transcript has 18 exons. The record is from RefSeq and is a predicted model, not a curated record. Gene Ontology annotation, biological process: mitochondrial translational elongation. NCBI's taxonomy places the organism in Eukaryota, Metazoa, Chordata, Actinopteri, Batrachoidiformes, Batrachoididae. Gene Ontology annotation, molecular function: GTPase activity; GTP binding; translation elongation factor activity. Gene Ontology annotation, cellular component: mitochondrion. The coding region runs from base 130 to 2373 and encodes 747 amino acids.